Molecule: messenger RNA, 1359 nt
Organism: Dictyostelium purpureum
Lineage: Eukaryota; Evosea; Eumycetozoa; Dictyosteliales; Dictyosteliaceae
Product: acetyl-coa hydrolase
Exons: 3
Coding region: 1-1359 (452 amino acids)
Biological process (GO): acetate metabolic process
Cellular component (GO): mitochondrion
Molecular function (GO): acetate CoA-transferase activity; acetyl-CoA hydrolase activity
Source: RefSeq, a predicted model, not a curated record
AUGCAUAAAGUUGUAGAACGUGGCACAAAAUCAUUAAUUAAUAGUAGAAUUAAAAGAAAAUCAUUUUUAAAUAAAAUAGUUCAUAAUGUAGACGAUUUAAUUCCACAUUUUCAAAACGGAAUGUAUAUUGGGUGGUCAGGUUUUGCAGGUACAUCUUAUCCAAAAGUAGUUCCAAUCGCUUUAGCUGAUCAUGUAGAAAAAAAUAAUCUUCAAGGUAAAUUAAAGAUGAAUCUUUUUGUUGGUGCUUCCACAGGUCCAGAAACUGAAGAUCGUUGGGCAAUGUUAGAUAUGAUAGAUAAGAGAUAUCCACAUCAAAAUGGUCAUCAUAUUCGUAAUGGUAUUAAUCAAGGUCGUAUUAGAUUCUCUGAUGAACAUUUAGCAAUUUUCGCAAAUGAAUUAAUAGGUGGUUAUUACACAAUGGAUAAACCACAUGGUAGUAAAAGAACUCUUGAUGUUGCUAUUAUCGAAGCUACAGAAAUUACUGAAGAUGGUUGUAUUGUUCCAGGUGCUUCUGUUGAAGAUGAAGUUUCAAAUGCUAUCGCUAAUCAUAUUGUUGGUUUCUUUAAAAAUGAAAUUGAACAAGGCCGUUUACCAAAGAAUCUUUUACCACUUCAAUCUGGUAUUGGUUCAAUCGCAAAUGCUGUAGUUGGUGGUUUAUCAAGAGGCCCAUUCGAUAAUAUUUCAGUUUGGACUGAAGUUGUUCAAGAUACAUUUUUAGAUUUCUUUGAUAAUGGAAAAUUAAAAUUUGCAUCAGCAACAUCAUUAAGAUUUUCCCCAGCUGGUUUUAAUAGAUUAUUUAAUAAUUGGGAAACCUAUCAAAAUAAAUUAGUUUUAAGAAAUCAAUCAAUUUCAAAUUCAGCAGAGUUGGUCAGACGUUUAGGUGUAAUUGCAAUGAAUACACCAGUAGAAUUUGAUAUCUAUGGUCACGUAAAUUCAACAUGCACUUUUGGUUCGAAAAUGUUAAAUGGUUUAGGUGGUAGUGGUGAAUUUUUAAGAAAUUCAAAACUUUCAAUUGUUCAUGCACCAUCAACUCGUCCAACUAAAUCAGAUCCACAUGGUAUUAGCUCUGUUAUCCCAUUUGCAAGUCACAUUGAUCAUCCAGAACACGAUAUAGAUAUUUUAGUAACUGAGCAAGGUUUAGCUGAUAUCAGAGGUUUGGCUCCAUACGAAAGAGCAAAGGUUAUCAUUGAAAAGUGUGCUCAUCCAAUCUAUAAACCAAUAUUAAUGGAAUAUUUAGAAACAUCACAUUCUUUGGGUAUUAAAAAAGGAAUGGGUCAUGAGCCACAUCAAUUAGAUAAAGCUUUCAAAUUCUAUACAAAUUUAUUCGAAAAGGGUACCAUGAGAAUUGACAAAUGGUAA